CUUUUGACUACGAUUGGCUUUACAAAUUGCAUAUUUUUGUGAAAAUUUCAGAUUAUUGCAUAGAUCUUCCGUGCAAAACACCUGAAAUGUCAAAACUAAUUGUCAACAAAAAAGCCACGGUGGACUUACCUGUUCUAUGUACCCUACGGUGGGAUACGUGGAAACUUUGUUUUGCUUUCGCACGCAGGUCCCUUUCACCGAUUUGGCUCAACAUCUGGAAAGUGUAUUUUAUCAACGAUGAAUGAAGCAGAUAUUCCGAUCGACAUCGCUGCAGGCAAGUUGCUGGAUUGGUUGAUUUCGCGACGAAUCGUUGAUAAAAAUUGGCACCUGCAUAUACGCAACAUUCGUAACAAAAUUAGCAAUGCCAUCACGGACAUGCCCGCUCACGACGAGCUGCUACAGCUACUAUCCGGAGCACAUAUCAACUAUUUCCACUGCCAGCGCAUCGUGGAAAUCCUCAAAACUACCGAGGCUGAUUCGAAAAACGUGUUCGGCCGGUACGGUAGUCAGCGGAUGAAGGAAUGGCAAGAGAUCGUUAAGAUGUACGAAAAGGAUAGUCUGUACCUGGCGGAAGCGGCUCAGAUAUUGGUGCGCAACAUUAGCUACGAAAUUCCCGGCAUUCGCAAACAGAUCAAGCAUCUCGAGCAGCUGAGCGAGGAGGCCGAAAAGAAGGUGGAAGAUUUGGAGCGUUCCGAGAAGGUGGUGCUGGCGGAGUAUCAGAACAUGUGCAAACAUUUGGGCGUUUCCGGUGAAAACCUACGCCAGGAGCUGGUGGACAAAGUAUUUAACGAUCUGCCGGGGAUGCUAGCCAAGGUUGCCGGUUCGGUGACGCCACUGAAGAAAACCGUAGAGCUGUACGCAUCCUUUGUGACGGAUCCGGAAUGCUUACCUUUGCUGAAGCACGUCCUCGCCAAGGGCAACACUACGGUGUACGAGUACGUGUACGGUGAGCCACCGCUGUCGAUUGAAGAACCGCCGGUACAGUUCGUCACACAGCAGGCCGAUUCGCAGCCGGGCGAUGAUGGAGCGAUUGAUUUUGGAGACGAUGGCGGUGCGAUCGAUUUCGGUGACGGUAAUGCGCUAGAUCUAGAUGCACCGGUCGAGCUGGAAGUCGGUGAUAUCGAUUGGGGUGCAGCCGAACCGGUAGCCGACGACAAUGUGAUCGAUUUCGAUAUUUCACUCGAAGAAAGCGGUAUAGUGGUGGAAGAGGAUGGCAAUCUGGGUGGCGUUGCUAAGGGAGACGAAGCGUAUACCGUACUCGACGCACAGCAGUACCGCGAUCGGUUCAUAAACGAUAUACUGGAGCUGCAAUCCUUCCUGAAGAUGCGGCUUCAUCAGCUCGCAAGCGUGGACAAGGCACAAAUGCUGUCCUUCACCAUGAUGGACAACUUUGCCGCGCACGAUGAAAAGUCGGUGGCAGGCAUGUUGGCCGAGGUGGAAAUUGUGUAUACCGGUGUGACGGAUGAGCUGAUGCAGCAUCUACUUCAGAUUAAACAUUCCCCAGUGUAUGUGGACAUUCUAACGUCGAACGUGAAGCAGAAACUAUCAUCCAUCGAGAAGAUGAAGGAAACGGCUGCGAUGAAGAAGGAAAAAUCGGUCAGCUUUAAGCAGCAAAGUGUGGAACUAAAGCCGACCAUGACGAAGGUGAUCGAGCAAACGAAAACGCUCCAGGGACAGAUUGAGAGGGACAUCUCGAAGCGGUACAAAAAUCGUCCCGUCAAUCUUUACGGUACUAAUUUGUAGACCGGGGAUGAUGUUUGUGUGUUCACGUAAUGUCUUUACGAAGUUGUUUAAUAUAUGAGAAUGUGCCUAUUUGGUUACAAACGCGUGUUGAAGUUUAA
Molecule: messenger RNA, 1841 nt
Organism: Anopheles stephensi (Asian malaria mosquito)
Lineage: Eukaryota; Metazoa; Arthropoda; Insecta; Diptera; Culicidae
Product: CDK5RAP3-like protein
Exons: 4
Coding region: 238-1743 (501 amino acids)
Biological process (GO): regulation of mitotic cell cycle; regulation of cyclin-dependent protein serine/threonine kinase activity
Cellular component (GO): endomembrane system
Source: RefSeq, a predicted model, not a curated record